UCACACCAUUUUUUACAAAUGUAUAAUCCACUGCACGCAUAUAUAUAAAUAAUUGCGAAAAUUAAUCUUUCCAGAGGCUUCCAAGCAUAGAGCUGUUGAUCUCCCUCUCAAAAAAAAAAAGAAAUGCUGAGGAUUGAAUUUUUGAGAGAAAUGGCUGCUGGGGAAGGGAGAAACUGUGAUUUCUAUGGUGUGAUGGGGCUGAAGAAAGAAUGCACGCCAGCUGAACUGAGAAAUGCCUACAAGAAACUUGCAUUGAAGUGGCAUCCGGAUCGUUGCAGUGCUUCUGCCAAUCAAAAGUUUGUGGAAGAGGCGAAGAGAAAAUUCCAAGAUAUUCAGCAAGCAUAUUCAGUUCUUUCGGAUGUGAACAAAAGGUUUCUGUACGAUGUAGGCGUCUAUAACAGCGAUGACGAUGAUGACGAAGAUGGCAUGGGUGAUUUCUUGAGUGAAAUGGCAGCAAUGAUGAACCAAAAUAAGCCAAAUGAAAGAAAUGAGAGUUUUGAAGAUCUGCAAGUUCUAUUUCAUGAGAUAUUCCAGAGUGACACCGAUGUCUCGGACUCUUCUUCUCGUGCAAACACGCGUGCCUCGUCCUGUGAGGCAUCAAGCACCUCGAACAAGAGAAACUGCUCUGAGAUGAGCUCUCGAAAGUUCACCACCGAAUCCACCCAACUCGGGGGAUUCUGCAUAAGGGUGGACCAUCAGCAAAAUGCAGGCGGGGAAACAAUGGCGAGAGGUAGCAGCAGGCGGGAUGGGCGGAAGCAGAAGGUCUCGACUGGCCACGAUGUCUCGUCUAGAGGCAUAUCUGCGUAGAUAUGCUGCAACUCUAAGCUCUAACAAUUGGCUAAUCCUACAUAUGUAUACUCAACAAAUCGAAAUUGGAUUUGAAGCUGGGAAUGUGCUGUGUCUCUUGGCAUAUAUUGUGACUUGGUUUUGUGCCUUGUAUUUCUCUUUUUUGGCUUGUAUUUGUGUAUGGAAACAUGUUUUCAUAUGUAAUGAUGUUCAAGCUUUCUUCA
Salvia hispanica is the source of this 1010-nucleotide messenger RNA. RefSeq names its product Chaperone DnaJ-domain superfamily protein. NCBI's taxonomy places the organism in Eukaryota, Viridiplantae, Streptophyta, Magnoliopsida, Lamiales, Lamiaceae. The record is from RefSeq and is a predicted model, not a curated record.